This is a messenger RNA of Racocetra persica, 265 nucleotides long. NCBI's taxonomy places the organism in Eukaryota, Fungi, Glomeromycota, Glomeromycetes, Diversisporales, Gigasporaceae. The record is from the annotation of a GenBank genome assembly.
AUGUUUAAUAAUUUAAAAAUAGAAAAUGAUAAAGAUAAAAAAAAAAUUAAAGAAUUACAAAAAACACUUGCAACAAAAGAAAUAGAAAUAGAAGGUUUAAAAAAAGAUAAAAAAAUAUAUAAACUAGAAGCAAAAACUUGGAAAGAUCUUUAUAAUAAAGCUACAGAUAAAAAAGAAAAGUAUAAAACCUUAUAUAAUGCAUGUAUUACUAAUCAUAGUGAUUAUAAUCAAAUUAAAAAAGAAUUAGAAAAAAUUACUAAAAAAC